Molecule: messenger RNA, 8539 nt
Organism: Podarcis lilfordi (Lilford's wall lizard)
Lineage: Eukaryota; Metazoa; Chordata; Lepidosauria; Squamata; Lacertidae
Source: the annotation of a GenBank genome assembly
GGAGCCGGGAGGCUGAUCAGCUGAUCGCCCGGGCGGGAUCAGCUGGUGCUGCUGGAUCCCUUCCGCGAUUGGGUGGCAGGAAGAAGUCAGGUGAUCCAGCCUUGCAGGGCAGCGAGUAGCAGGCGCCGCGCGCGGGGCACCAUGGUGAGCCGGGGGCGCAUUGCGCGCGGGUGCCCAAAAAGGGCUUGCUGCGCCGCCUGGAGGACGGGUGCCAACGCCCUGGGGCCCCGGGUGCCCGAGCACCCACACCUUUCGGUGCCAGGGCCGCGCACUCUGCAUGGCACCCACGGCCCCGGGGACCCACGGUGGCGGGGCCAAGCUGGCACCCCUGGCUUCGAGGCAGGGGCUCCCGGGCUCCGGCGUGGGCUCAUGAAAUUGCAGCACGAGUUCUCGGGCGAGGUUCCGAACUAGGCUGGUGCCAGAGAUGGGCACCCCUGGAUGCGUGCCUUCCCUCGGGCUGGCUCCGGAAGCGGCAGCUGUCGCGGCGGGAUGCUGCAGCCCGAGUGCUGACGAUCCUGAUCCUGUCGCCGUGCGGCGCUUUUGCGUAUUCGCGCACAGCCCCGGGCUACUUGGCACAUAGCUGUCAACCUUCCCUUUUUUUGCGGGAAAUUCCCUUAUUCCAGCGCCGCUUCCCGCUGCUAUCCCGGAUUGUUAGAUAUCCCCGGGAUUAGACUGUCCCCGGGACAGGUGAGGCUGCUGAUCCCUUAUUUUCAAAUCUGAAAGUUGACAGCUAUGACUUGGCACCGGCCUCUGGGUGAGGGCGCGGUGCCACAUACACGCUGGCAGACGCAGCCAGGAGCAUUGGGAUGGGGUGGGGCGCCUGGUUCACUCCCCCUCGAAAACUCUGUGCCCGGGACCACACACCCACACCUGACACCCACACACUGUGCCCGUGGGCUACGGAAAUGCCUGCCUUACCUUUCGGGUUUUCUGCUGUCAAGAGAAUAGGAGGCUGUACAGUAUUCCGAGUUUUUUCACUGAAAUUUCCACUGAAAAGGGGAAAGCAUGUAAAGUCUCGUUCAAAUUCACUUCUCCGUGGGUUAGAUAGCCUCUUGUUUUCUGCUACAGGCUGAAAAGUGGGUUGCUAAAACAAACUCUUGACUGGCCACAGGCACUAAUGUUAUUUCUUCCAUCCAGAGGUUUCGGUUCUGCGGCGAUUUAGACUGCCCUGAUUGGGUCUUGGCAGAAAUCAGCACAUUGGCUAAAAUAGUAAGUGCUCUUCUUUUCUCUGCUAGGUGUGCAUGCCAUUUCUGUUAGGACGUGUUGGCGGUGACACUUGACCACUGGUUUCUUGUUGGACUUACUCCGAUCUCUGUAGAACUCAUGGCUGACCAACACUGAGGCCUUGUCAGCCUGUGACUCCUUUGCUGAAAGAACAGCACUGGUUGGCAACUUGCUACUGGGCUUAGUUCAAGGCCCAGUGAACUAUUAGUAUAUCCAGCCCUGAACAUCUGGGGACACAGAUGUGCCCACCCAGCCACUUUGAUCAGCAGAAUUGGCACUCUUACAUAUGCCACAUACCUACCUAUUUUGCAUCUGCAAGAAAUUGAUCUUUUAGUGUGGCAGCACCUACACAUUGGAACUCCCUGCCUUUUGAUACCAGGUAUUCUUUUGGCCAACUGCUAUAAACAUUUUUGUUUAGACAAGCCUACCCAGAUAUUUACAAAGUUGGUGGGAAUUUUAAUAGGUUUUUAGUCUAUAUUUUAUUUUAUAUUUCAAAAGUUUUUAAUUAUAAUUUUUUUCUUAUGGAUAAUUUUGUUUUAUCUUUUUUGUGUACCACUUUGAGGGUUUUCGUUUUGUUUUUUUACAAUCAGUGUAUAAAGUUUAUAGAAUAAAUAAGUAAAUAAAUGUUGUUGGAUGAACCUGCUGCAAUAUUCCACUAUAUAUCCAGCAAGCUUGAAAAAGUCAGAGUGUUGGUGGGGAGGUGUAAGUGCUUCUGUUUUCUUGGUCAGAAACAGUUGGACGCUACCCCAUCAAAGACAGCAUUAUCCACUGUCGCUUAAAAAGUCCAGGCUGUUGUGGGGACUGAUCAGCUUUGGGUGGAGUUUAUGAAAAAGCUGGUGUUACAGGCAAAAAAUCAUCAGGUGCGUUUUUGUUCAUGUUAUUCUCCUAGUCCUCAGUGAAGCUGAAGUUGAUCUGUGCCCAGGUGCUGAAGGACCUGCUUGGGGACGGGAUUGACGUAAGCCAGUUUUCUCUUGUUUGACGCGUAUUUGUGUAGACCCAACAAUCGUACAAGAUUUGAUCUUCCAUCAUACAACUUCUGGUGAUGUCUUUUGACCUCCCCCAGCCUGGGGUCAUCCUGAUGGACCUGCAGCUCCCAUCACCCCUGACCUUUGACUGGUCUGGAUGGAGCUGAUAGGAGCACCAGGUUGGGGAAGAUUGGUUUAAAGCAGGUAGGAGAUCUUCUUGAAGGCGGAUAUUUGUAUGGCCAACACUUUCAGGCUUGUGUUUUUGAAUGGGCCCUUGCAUGACUUCCUGAGAGGUCAGGAAGAGUAAACCACUCCAGAUUCAUCUGCGUAGGCCAACUGCAUUUGUCUUUUCUGAUGCUUCCUGAGCAGCAGAAGCAACAACAAUAUUGCACUGUAGCUGCAGCCCUAGAAAUUUAGGGGCAUGUCCAACUUGGAAUCCCCACAAUCCAGUUCUUCCUCCAGAAAAGUGUUUGUGUGUCGUGAUAGAGUACCCCAAAACUGGAGAUCACACUCGAAAGCGUUACAUAUUUGGGCUGGUUCCGCUUUCCCCCCCAGUUAUAUUUUCAACAACAACCUUAUGAGGUAGGUUAUGCUGAGAGACAGCAAUGGUCCCAGAGUUACCCAUUGACUUUUGUGGCUAAGCAGGUGUUUGAACCCGGAUCUCCCUGGUCUUAGCCCAAGACUCUUAGCCCCAACACCACCCUGCCUGUCCCUAGCUCAAUUUACACAUGGUUGACGUGAUUCAGGAGUCACCCCGGGAAGUGGUUUUGCAGUGGAAGCUGAGCCGCAAAUAGGACUCUUUGCCUGUGGAGGAACUGGGACUUCACGUUGCAUUGGAAGACUCAGAGGUGGUGCAGAUGUCCCAAAGUUAAGUGUGGUCUGAUCUGGUUUUUCUCUUGCAGUAUGAAAAGGUUCUAAAGCUAACGUCAGAUGCCAAGCUUGGUGAGUGUCGUUUUCUACUCUUCCCAGUAUGACUGAGUCAUGUGUUUCUCCUGCCUGAAUUCAUUGACCAACUGCUUUGAUCAGCAGAAUUGGCACUACUACAUAAUAUCUGUUCUGCAUUUGUAAGAGCUCGGUCGUUUAAUGUGAUGGUGUCUGCACUAUAGAACUCCUUGGCUCUUGAGAUCAAGUAGGUUGCCUUCACUAUACACUUUUUGGCGCCUGCUAAAAACAUUCUUGGGACUCGGGUGGCACUGUGGUGUAAACCACAGAGCCUUGGGCUUGCCGAUCAGAAGGUCGGUGUUUCGAAUCCCUGCAACAGGGUGAGCUCCCGUUGUUCGGUCCCUGCUCCUGCCAACCUAGCAGUUCGAAAGCACGUCAAAGUGCAAGUAGAUAAAUAGGUACCGCUCCGACAGGAAGGUAAACGGCGUUUCCAUGCGCUGCUCUGGUUCGCCAGAAGCUGCUUAGUCAUGCUGGCCACAUGACCCGGAAGCUGUACACCGGCUCCCUCGGCCAAUAAAGCAAGAUGAGCGCCGCGACCCCAGAGUCGGCCAUGACUGGACCUAACUGUCAGGGGUCCCUUUACCUUUACCUUAUCUUCUUCCAGAAGGCAGAAGCUGAAAGAGAUCAUUUCCAGGGUGCGUACUAUCCUGCACUAUCUCUGCAGCUUUUUUGUGGCACCAGGAAGCAUAGAUUUGAUCCAAGGUGGGAAGAGUGCACCCAGUUAUUCUCUCCGCAGUCUUUACAACCCUGGACAGCAUUGUUUUUUCCCUGGCUGUGCAGCUCCCAAACCACACACACAGACCUUAAUACACUCUCCACAGUACAAUGGUAAAAUGCCAUUGACCUGAUCCUGCAGGCUCUCACAACUGCUGCGCAUGUCUCUCUUUCUCCUCUCGGCAGAGUCUGGGGAUGUGAAGGCUACCAUUGCUGUUCUAGGCUUCAUCCUUUCCAGCGCUGCCAAACACAACGUUGAUGGCGAGUCCCUCUCCAGCGAGCUCCAGCAGUUGGGGCUGCCUAAAGGUGAGCAGAGGAGACAGAAAGGGAAGCAGUGACGAAGGGCGAAGGAGGAUCUCUAUUCCCGCCCAAGGGCCACAUUUCCUUGUGGGCCGUCUUCCGGGGAGGGACACGUGGGAGCGGUAGGUGGAGCCAGAGGCAAAUGUGGGCAGAGCAGCAAUUGUGACUUUGCAAUAUAGGCUGCAUUCCAGCUGUGCAGAAGCCUCUGAGAUGGGGAUCAUUUGCCCCUCCCAUUCCCAUGAGCCCCGGCCAGCAGAGUCAGGAAUGAUGGGAGAAGGGGGGAGCUGUAGUCCGGCAACCUCUGAAAGACCACAGGUUCCCCUGCAACAACCUGAGCCCUUGGGAGACUGGCAGUCAGCCUGCUUUCUGGGCAGUGGUGCUACAUCACAUUAAAAUGGUGGGAAGGUGUGGAGCAGGGGUAGGCAACCUAAGGCCCGGGGGCCGGAUGCGGCCCAAUUGCCUUCUCAAUGCGGCGCAUGGACGGUCCGGGAAUCAGCGUCCUUUUACAUGAGUAGAAUGUGUGCUUUUACAGUGGUACCUCGGGUUAAGAACUUAAUUUGUUCUGGAGGUCUGUUCUUAACCUGAAACUGUUCUUAACCUGAAGCACCACUUUAGCUAAUAGGGCCUCCCGUUGUUGCUGCUGCGCUGCCGCCACAUGAUUUCUGUUCUCAUCCUGAAGCAAAGUUCUUAACCCGAGGUACUAUUUCUGGGUUAGCAGAGUCUAUAACCUGAAGUGUAUGUAACCCAAGGUACCACUGUAUUUAAAAUGCAUCUCUGGGUUAUUUGUGGGGCAUAGGAAUUCGUUCAUCCCCCCCCCAAAAUAUAGUCCAGCCUCCCUCAUAGUCUGAGGGAUGGAGCCCAUGGCUGAAAAAGCUUCUUGACCCCUGGUCUAGAGUGAGAGCUCACUUUUGCACGUGUUUCGUUGUUCCCCAUCCCUCUUUGCAUUGCAGAACAUGCCACAGGGCUGUGCCGGUCCUAUGAGGAGAAGCAAAGCCCCCUGCAGGACAGCCUUAGGGGGUGCAGCCUGAGGUGUAAGUGAAGCCAUCGGAAUAGCCAUAUAUAUAUUCAUAUAUUUGAAUAUCUACCUACCUACCUACCUACCUACCUAUCAAGGCUGAAUCCUAUUGCCACCUAUCAGACUAAACAGAAUUGGAAAGAUCUGAGUGGGGGGAAAAUGCUCCUUUAAAUAUGACCUUUCUAUCUUUUAACUAUAUUUUUUACAUAAAUACAUGCCUUUCACUUUUAUUUUAAUGUAACUCCCCCCUGCAAUGAUGAGUGCACUCUCUUGUUUUCCUUAUAACUUUCCUUUACAGUACUUGCUUUCUGGCACCUAAGCUUCUUUCCGCGCUAUGAAUCUCUGUUUUAAUUCACUCUUUUUUUAAAAAAAAAAAGUUUUUUGAUAGAAGCAAAAGUAAACACGGCACGCUUCUGAAGUGAGUGUGAUUUGCAGUUAGAUUAAUUCAUUAAUUAGCAAUGUGCUUCAUGAAUCUGAGGGUGCCAGGCCUUGCGGAGCGCAUUCCUGAUCUCUCGGCAACCUCUGUCUGCAGUGAACCGCCUGGAUUCUGUCUCCUGGAGAGUGGAUUACACCCUCAGCUCCAGCGAAAUCCAGCGGGUCAACGAGCCCAUCGUGCACCUCAAGCUGAACGUGAAAGAUGUUGACCGUGGGGUACAGGAGCCUGUUGCCAUGAUGCUGUCGGCAGAGAAGUUCCGCGUCUUGCUUGCAGGUGAGAUCCCAGAAAUUAUCAUCAGGGGAGCAAGGACUGGGUUCAGGGGCACUUUUCUGCAACCAGGUCCUGCGUGUUGUAACACUCUGCCUGAACUCACGAGGGGAUGGUAGAGGGGGACACACGACAGGGAUUCUGAGGCUAUUUGCAAGGGCUGGGCAAGUUCAAGGGGAUAAUAAUAAUAAUAAUAAUAAAAAUAAAUUUUAUUUAUACCCUGCCCUCCCCAGCCAAGACCAGGCUCAAGGGGGCUAACAACCAAUAAUAAAAACAAGUUGAUUAAAAUACAACUUAAAAAACAAGAUUAAAAUGCAACAUUAAAACAUUAAGAUGCAGCCUCUUCAGAGGAGGAGAAGGAAAAAAGAAAGAAGGGGAGGGAAUCAAAUUGAUUCCAAGCCAAAGGCCAGGUGGAACAACUCUGUCUUACAGGCCCUGCGGAAAGAAAUCAGAUCCUGCAGGGCCCUGGUCUCAUGAGGCAGAGCGUUCCACCAGGCCGGGGCCAGUGCUGAAAAGGCCCUGGCUCUGGUUGAGGCUAAUCUAACUUCCUUAGGGCCUGGGACCUCUAGGGUGUUGCUAUUUAUGGACCUUGAGGCUCUCCGUGGGGCAUACCGGGAGAGGCAGUCCCGUAGGUACAUAGGCCGUGAAGGGCUUUAAAGAUCAAAACCAGUACCUUAAAUCUGACCCUGUACUCCACCGGGAGCCAGUGCAGCUGGAAAAGCACUGGGUGAAUAUGCUCCCAUGGCAGAGACCCCGUGAGGAUGAUAAGUUGGCAUCUUCACUCAACUUAUUCAAUAUUUAUUAAAUUUCUCGACGUCUCUUCACCCAAGGAUGACAGGGCAGUUUACAAUAUAAAGACACAAAAAUAUAUAACAUAUAGUAACAAGCAAACAAAAUGCCUCCCACCACACACAGUUUAAAAAGUCAUAGAUUGAUUAAUUAGCUAGAGGCCUGGGAGAAGAGGGAUGUUUUUGCCUGGAGCCUAAAGAUAUGUAACGAAGGGACCAGGUGAGCCUCCCUAGGGAAAGCAUUCCACAAAUGGGGAGCCACUGCAGAGAAGGCCCGUUUUUGUGUUGCCACCCUCUGGACCUCUCGUGGAGGAGGCACACAAAGAAGGGCCUUGGGUGAUGAUUGCAGGGUCUGGGUCAGUCCAUAUGGGGAGAGGCAGUCCUUGAGGUAUUGCAGUCCUGAACCAUUAAGGCUUUAUAGGUCGAGACCAGCACUUUGAAUUGGGCCCAGAAGCUACCGUAUUUUUUGCACCAUAACACUCACUUUUUUCCUCCUAGAAAGUAAGGGGAAAUGUCUGUGCAUGUUAUGGAGGGAAUGCCUACGGGUGGCAUGCCUACGGAUUUCCCUCCUCUAAAAACUAUGUGCGUGUUAUGGUCGGGUGCGUGUUAUAGAGCUAAAAAUAUGGUAAUUGGCAGCCAGUGCAGUCUUGCCCCACUGAGCACCCUGGCUGCUGAAUUCUGCACCAGCUGAAGUUUCUGAGCAGUCUUCAGAGGCAGCCCCAUGUAUAUUGUAUUUUUUCACCCUCUGCCCCUUCCUGUUUUGUUUUGCUUCUCCUGCUGCUAGAACUGAAGCAGGCUGAAGCAGUCAUGAAGACGCUCGACUGAGGAGCUUCCAGGAUGGGUGGUGCUGUGGCUGGAAUGAGCUUUUGCCGCAAGCUGAAAAAUCUUAAUUGGACGGUUGCUUCAGAAAGAGGGAGACCUUGCGUCCAGCAAGUUUUUCCCCAGUGACUGCAGGGCAAGAGGCUGUUACCAGAAUCCAUCCCUCUCUUCCAACUCGUUGUGUUCAAAGCCUAAGGCUGUUCUCGUUGUUUGGUUGUCUGGCCAGGGUGGGUAAUAUUUCUGAAUGCAAAUGACGGGUGUCCAUGUUUGUUUAAACAUUUUAUUUCACUGAAAGCUCUUCGCAGUCAGAAAGUUGGUGCAGUGGGGAGUGGACUGGAAUAGAACCUGUGUCCCUGAUGUGCUGGACUUCGUUGUUCCCCGCCAGGAGAGAGUUUAAGAAAUGGCACCACCUUCCCACUUUGAGUCAUGCCCUGUCAACUCAGAGCCACAGCAUGUUAGAGAACCCCACGAGUUUCUUGGGCCUUGUGACAGUGGCGCCGCAAGACCAUUGUGGGAAUCAAAAUCACCCCGCCUCAUUCUCUCAGAAGAAGGCACAUCAAUCUCAUCCUACCCUGUUCUUUUGCUGCAAAUGUUGGAAGCCCCAACAGACUUCCAUUCGUGACUUUCUUGUUCCUGUUUUCUUAGAGCCUUCUUCCCCUAUUGCAGGGACAUUGACCUGUAAUCCUCCAGAUGUUGUUGGACUACAACUCCCAUCAUCCCUGGCAGUGCUGGCUGGGACUGAUGGGAGUUGGAGUCCGGCAACACCAGGAGGGCUACAGGCCCUUCUUCUCCAAGUAGAAGAAACCUGGUCUGUUCCUUCUGUUUUCCAGCAACCCAUCCGUGUGUGGAUUGUGGAAGGAAAGACAAAAUAGCCUGUCCUCUCUCUUGCCAGAUUCUUGAUUUUUUUUGUCCUGUGAAGGCUCUUUGUAUCACAGGAAAGAGAAAGGUACGUGUGUCGACAUCUCUCCAUGUGCUUGAACCUUCAUAUCUUUAAAUCCCAAAGGUUGCUCUUUGUAGUGUUUCUAUAUUUUGCAGAACGGGAGAAAAUUAAAUCUCACUACACCCAGAA